Molecule: messenger RNA, 600 nt
Organism: Pocillopora meandrina
Lineage: Eukaryota; Metazoa; Cnidaria; Anthozoa; Scleractinia; Pocilloporidae
Source: the annotation of a GenBank genome assembly
AUGAUAGAAGUGUUUCACUCAUUUCAAGAAGUAUGCGACCCAGUUCAAUCCAAUGUCAACAUCUUUAUUGCCUGCUUUACGACGAGUUAUGCGCGACUGAAACUAUACGAUGCUCUAGACAUCUUGAAAGAAAGAGUAUUGUACAUGGAUACAGAUUCUGUCAUCUAUACCCAAAAACCCACAGAAUCUUCAAUACCCACUGGCAAUUAUCUCGGCGAAUUCACCAAUGUACUCGACGAUGGAGAUCACAUUACAGAAUUUGUAGCUGCAGGACCUAAAAAUUAUGCCUACAACACUUUCAAAGGAAAACAAUGCUGCAAAGUCAGAGGAUUCACGCUCAACGAACGAGGACAAAAAAUCAUUAAUUUCAUUAACAUGAAAAACUUGGUAUUGAGUGAAAUACUACAACCAGAAGAUGACCAACGCACAUUAACACUCCACAACCCGCACAAAAUCACGAGAUGUGCAGCCACCAAAACCAUCAAAACAGUAUCGCAAGAUAAAAAAUACAAACUCGUUUUUGAUAAACGAGUCAUCGAUCAUGACACCUUUCAAUCAUUUCCCUACGGCUAUAAAUGCAUCUUCACUCCCCGAAUCUAA